AUGAGCUCUAUUGAUGAGAAGCCUCUUUCAUGGUUCAUCAGACUGAUUCAUGAUACUUGCAUUCAUUUGAAUAAAUCUAUGUUGCUCCUCUGCUUAUUCCACUCUAAUUCUACAAUGAGCUCUAUUGAUGAGAAGCCUCUUUCAUGGUUCAUCAGACUGAUUCAUGAUACUUGCAUUCAUUUGAAUAAAUCUAUGUUGCUCCUCUGCUUAUUCCACUCUAAUUCUACAAUGAGCUCUAUUGAUGAGAAGCCUCUUUCAUGGUUCAUCAGACUGAUUCAUGAUACUUGCAUUCAUUUGAAUAAAUCUAUGUUGCUCCUCUGCUUAUUCCACUCUAAUUCUGCAAUGAGCUCUAUUGAUGAGAAGCCUCUUUCAUGGUUCAUCAGACUGAUUCAUGAUACUUGCAUUCAUUUGAAUAAAUCUAUGUUGCUCCUCUGCUUAUUCCACUCUAAUUCUACAAUGAGCUCUAUUGAUGAGAAGCCUCUUUCAUGGUUCAUCAGACUGAUUCAUGAUACUUGCAUUCAUUUGAAUAAAUCUAUGUUGCUCCUCUGCUUAUUCCACUCUAAUUCUACAAUGAGCUCUAUUGAUGAGAAGCCUCUUUCAUGGUUCAUCAGACUGAUUCAUGAUACUUGCAUUCAUUUGAAUAAAUCUAUGUUGCUCCUCUGCUUAUUCCACUCUAAUUCUACAAUGAGCUCUAUUGAUGAGAAGCCUCUUUCAUGGUUCAUCAGACUGAUUCAUGAUACUUGCAUUCAUUUGAAUAAAUCUAUGUUGCUCCUCUGCUUAUUCCACUCUAAUUCUACAAUGAGCUCUAUUGAUGAGAAGCCUCUUUCAUGGUUCAUCAGACUGAUUCAUGAUACUUGCAUUCAUUUGAAUAAAUCUAUGUUGCUCCUCUGCUUAUUCCACUCUAAUUCUACAAUGAGCUCUAUUGAUGAGAAGCCUCUUUCAUGGUUCAUCAGACUGAUUCAUGAUACUUGCAUUCAUUUGAAUAAAUCUAUGUUGCUCCUCUGCUUAUUCCACUCUAAUUCUACAAUGAGCUCUAUUGAUGAGAAGCCUCUUUCAUGGUUCAUCAGACUGAUUCAUGAUACUUGCAUUCAUUUGAAUAAAUCUAUGUUGCUCCUCUGCUUAUUCCACUCUAAUUCUACAAUGAGCUCUAUUGAUGAGAAGCCUCUUUCAUGGUUCAUCAGACUGAUUCAUGAUACUUGCAUUCAUUUGAAUAAAUCUAUGUUGCUCCUCUGCUUAUUCCACUCUAAUUCUACAAUGAGCUCUAUUGAUGAGAAGCCUCUUUUCAUGGUUCAUCAGACUGAUUCAUGA
This is a messenger RNA of Acanthosepion pharaonis, 1308 nucleotides long. The record is from the annotation of a GenBank genome assembly. NCBI's taxonomy places the organism in Eukaryota, Metazoa, Mollusca, Cephalopoda, Sepiida, Sepiidae.